AUGGCAACUGAUGAAGCAGCUUGGGGUGAACGAUUCUCUCUUGAGGUUUUGGGCUUCAUGCAGAUUGCUAUAGAUCAGCUCGAUUUUGAAUUCGAUUUGUGCGGUGCUGCAAUUGUGCGGGAACUCGAAGAAUGCGUCCGUGGAUUUGUUCGAGAGACGUUGAAUAAGGUGUUUCUUCAUAAGUUUGGUCUAUGGAUGGUUGGUAGUGAAUUCACUGGCAAUCGACGUUACACACUGCAAAAUCAGCAACAAUCCCCAGUAGGAGCUCUUAUGGAGGAAAUUGACCUAGAAGCUAAAGCUCCCGGAAGCUUCUUGAAUGAAGAAACCAGAUUUAUAAGCCAUGAAAUGUAUGUGUUUGUCAUUGCUUCUCCACCUCCUUCCAUAAAUUUUGGUCAACAGUACAUUGCAAAGCUUGCGUUGGACAGCCUUGAGGUUCCAGUUGGCUGUGUGAUUGUUGAGGAUGGGAAUGUUAUUGCGGCAGGAAGAAACCAGACUAACGAGACAUGGAAUGCAACCAGACAUGCAGAGAUGGAAGCUCUUGAUGUUCUUCUUGUACAGUGGCAGAGGACUAGAUUUACGGCUGCAGAAGUUGCAGAGAAGUUUUCAGCUUGCUCCCUUUAUGUGACACUUGAACCGUGCAUAAUGUGUGCAGCAGCAUUAUCGAUCAUUGGUAUAAAGGAAGUAUAUUAUGUUUGUGCAAAUGAUAAAGUUGGAGGCUGUGGCUCAACAUUGUCUUUGCAUUCAAGUAGCUCUGAGGCAUGUGUUAGUAAUGAGGAUUCUGGAUUAAAGGGUUUCAGAUGUUGUGGAAGUAUAUUGGCAUCACAAGCAAUUCCUCUUCUGUGAGAUUCUUAUGAAAGAGGAGACCCUAAUGCUCCAAAGCCUCACAGGUCACGGGUUACUCAAGCUUCUCAUUGGAUCUGCACGUUGAUUCUUCCUGUUGAAUCCUCUCAUAGCUUUACACAACUAGAACUUCAUCAAGAGACCUGGGAAAGGAAGCGUGAUGCACGUCCAAAUCAGUUUUUGUCCAGAUGUUCAUGUGUUUACUAAGGGUUGCAGCUAUGAUCCCAAGUCCAUUUCAUGCUUUAAGUUGAUUAUCAGAUUGUUAAAAUAGUUUACGACAAAAUUUAUGCUUAACUACAUCUAGGUCUUAAUGGGUGGGGAACACGCCCAUUUCCAUUGCAGCAUAAUUAUCCAUGUCAGGGAUUGAAUCUGUAGUGAUUUUUUGCUGAUGAGUGAGGAGUCCAUUAUAUUCUAAUAUGUGCACGGGCACAAGUAA
Messenger RNA from Eucalyptus grandis, 1276 nucleotides. RefSeq lists its product as uncharacterized. Lineage: Eukaryota; Viridiplantae; Streptophyta; Magnoliopsida; Myrtales; Myrtaceae. The record is from RefSeq and is a predicted model, not a curated record. Gene Ontology annotation, molecular function: zinc ion binding; tRNA-specific adenosine-34 deaminase activity. Gene Ontology annotation, biological process: tRNA wobble adenosine to inosine editing. The transcript has 10 exons. The coding region runs from base 1 to 843 and encodes 280 amino acids.